AUGCCCGUCCGCGUGUUUCUGAGGGACUCGCCUCAGCGCGGAAUCGCCUUGGCUACUGAUUCCCACGUCCUCAUCUUCCGGCAUAGUCCGACCACCGUCAACACCAGAGCCGCCGGCUCCAGCAGCUCCGUCAACGAAGGCGGCGUGCCACGCUGCAUCGUCGAGUUCUCGCCAUGGGAGGGCCAGGACAUGCAGGGCUACCGCGCCUUGUCGUCAUCAAUCAACGUGUUAGGAACGCUCGGUCUCGUCACGCUGAACAAUGAUGUCUUCUUGUGCGUUGUUAAUAACAGCACCAAGGUGGCGACUGUUCGGCCGGGGGAGACGAUCCAGCAGAUUUUGGGCGUCGAGUUCCAUUGCUUGACUAGCAACGACUACGACCAUAUGCUGCACGAUAUGGUCAAUCCUUUUCCGACCGACAACCUCGACGCGGAUGGAUACGAUCAUGGAGGACACAAGGAGCCGCUGGUCGAACACCCGUGCAUGGCGCUGAAGAAGCUGCUUUCUGGCGGCAGUUUCUACUACAGCGCCGAUUUCGACUUGACGAAGCGACUUCAGGAUCGUCCGACGGAUGCGAGUACGGUUGCGAUUGAUUCGUUGGAUGGAGGCUUCUUGUGGAAUUCAUACAUGAUCCAGCCGUUGGUGGAGUUUCGGAAUCGGCUUUCACACAGAGAGAAGCAGGCCUUGGACGACUCGAGGAUCCUCACUUCCGCCAUCAGAGGCUUCGCCGGCACCAUUGCUGUUCCGGCCUCGAGCUCGCCACUGAGGAACAAGAUGACUGGUAUGCCAUCCAACAUGACGCUCAUCUCCAGACUGUCAUGCAAGAGAGCUGGAACGAGAUUCAACGCGAGAGGAAUCGAUGAUGAUGGCAACGUGGCAAACUUCGUCGAGACAGAGACUGUCUUCUCUACCGACACGAUGAUAUACUCGUACGUGCAAGUCCGUGGGAGCGUGCCAAUGUUCUGGGAGCAGGCAUCUGGACUGCCUGGACAGCAAAAGAUCACCGUCACGCGAUCGCCAGACGCCACUCAACCUGCCUUCGACAAGCACUUCCAAAAGCUGUCAGAGACAUAUGGUGAUGUCGUGGUGGUCAACCUGCUGAGUGAUGAAAAGAGCCAGGAAGUACAACUCACUCGACAGUACCUUCACCACAUCGAGCACAGCCCACUGAAUCAGGAAACUGAGAAAGCCACUGCCGAAUCAGAGCAUAAGCACAUCAGCGCUGUCAACUACGACUUCCAUGCCCAGACGCGCGGGCCAAGUGGUUAUGAAGCUGCUGGCGGUAUCAGGAGAUGGAUUGAGGAGACGGCGAAGGCCUUCGAGUACUUCUUGGCCGAGGAUGUCUCAGAGACUAUUCACAAGGACGGACAGCAACACAAAGUACUCGGCAGGAACGACAUCCUCAAGCAAAACGGUGUGUUCAGAACGAACUGUCUCGACUGUUUGGAUCGUACCAACCUGGUGCAGACCAUCGUCUCGCAGAUGGCGUUUGAGAUUUUCCUUAAGCAGGAAGGCGAACAGAGACCAACUUCCGACUUCUGGGCUAGACACGGCACACUGUGGGCAGACAAUGGCGAUCAGCUGUCGAAGAUAUACGCGGGUACUGGAGCACUGAAGACAUCCUUCACGCGCUCGGGCAAGAUGUCGCUUGCUGGAGCACUGGCCGAUUUCCGAAAAUCAGCACAUCGAUUCUACGUCAACAAUGUCGAGGACAAAGGUAGACAAGCCACCAUGGACAUGCUACUCGGUCGACUGAUGGGCCAGACUGGAGUCCAUCUCUUCGAUCCGGUCAAUGACUGGGUCACUGCGGAGCUCGCAAGGAGGUCGGCUGAGUUUACGACUACGCAGAGCAUCAACAUCUGGGUUGGUACUUUCAACUUGAAUGGCAAGACGCAUGGAAUCAACGACGACCUCACAUCCUGGCUUUGUCCGAAUGUCGACGAGGAAUUCCGCGUGCCAGAGAUCGUUGCAGUGGCUUUCCAGGAGAUUGUUGACCUUGACGUCGGCCAAAUCAUGUCGACUGAUCCUCAGCGUCGGACUCUGUGGGAGGAUGCAGUCCGCAAAACCCUGAAUGCGAAUGCACAGAAGCACCGCGGCGAAGACUACGUUUUGCUGAGAGGUGGUCAGCUCGUUGGUGCAUCGCUGUCAGUAUUCGUUCGAGCCAGCGUCCUGCCACAAAUCAAGAACGUGGAAGGUGCAGUCAAGAAGACUGGCCUCAGCGGUAUGGCUGGCAACAAGGGCGCAGUGGCCAUUCGCAUGGAUUUCGCCGACACUUCGAUAUGCCUCGUCACCGCCCAUCUAGCGGCCGGCUUUGGGAACUACGACGAGCGCAAUCAGGACUACAGGACGAUUGCGAGUGGUCUUCACUUCCAGCGAAACCGCACGAUCGAUGACCACAAGACCGUCAUCUGGGCCGGAGACUUCAACUACCGCAUUGGUAUGGAGAACGAGCGAGCUCGGCAGCUGAUUAAGAAGCGAGACCUGGGCACACUGUACGAGAACGACCAGCUGAACUUGCAAAUGGUGCAUGGGAAGUGCUUCCCUCAUUACUCGGAGCGUACACCCACGUUCCUGCCGACCUACAAGUUCAAUCUGGGCACCGACGAGUACGACACCUCCGACAAGGCACGCAUACCGGCCUGGUGCGAUCGGAUCUUGACGAAGGGAGACAACAUUCGUCAGUUCUACUACGAUUCAGCACCAUUGCGUUUCUCCGAUCACAGACCAGUCUGGGGUAUCUUCAAGUGCACCAUUAGCGUCAUCGACCAGCCGAAGAAGGAUGCGAUAGCCAGCGAGCUGUACACGAAGCGCCGUGCUGUUGUUGGAGCUCAUACUGCCAACCAAGGCGGUGCGGAGAGCGACGAUGAAGACCUGUAUGGCUACGAUCCUGUCGAGCCUGGUCUUCCUCCAGCAAGCUCCGACAAGCGCAAGUGGUGGCUCGACAAUGGCAUGCCAGCGCGAUCGACUGUAUCGCCGCCGAGUGCACGCCACGUGCCAAACCCCGGCCGACCAAGCAACCCCUUCUCACCGACCAAUGAGUCGGACUGGGUGCGAGUCGAGAAGCCAGGAAACACCCCACCCAGCCGUCCAGCCUCCAUCUACAGUGUCGCAUCGUCGACGAUGUCACAACCGAGGGACAGCGUGCCGCCUAGAAAGCUGCCGCCACCUCCCUCGGGUGGCACGAACGAGAGUAACAGUCCUAAGUCCGGUAACAUCCUUCCUUUGAAACCUAGCAGACCCACUAAUCUCGAUGUAUCUACAGAUGAAGACUCGGCACAACGAGUCUUUUUGAAGCAGACAUUGAGGAAACCGGCUCCGCCACCGAAGCCGAACUUGUUAAGGUCGGCGAGUCAGCAGUCGACCAGUUCUGUCAGGUCGCUGCCACCUCCGCCGCCUGAUCCAAGGAGGUCUGGGACGGGUUCUUCUUCGACGGCUGCUUCGGCGAGGAUUCUUUCGCCUCCGCCGCCGAGGAGAGCUAAUGGGUCAUUAAGAGAGGGCAAAGUCAGCAGUCCAGCUCCGGCACCUCCACCGGCGAGGAAGCCGGUGCCAUUUGCAGACGACGCUCCUCCUUCUCUACCUCCGCGAAGGGCUCCUACGGACUUGAUAAAUGAAUCGAACGAGGGCAACGAGUUGAAGGAUUGGGUUCCUCUGAAGCCCUCCUAG
Messenger RNA from Zasmidium cellare ATCC 36951, 3660 nucleotides. RefSeq lists its product as uncharacterized. The transcript has a single exon. Lineage: Eukaryota; Fungi; Ascomycota; Dothideomycetes; Mycosphaerellales; Mycosphaerellaceae. Gene Ontology annotation, molecular function: phosphatidylinositol-4,5-bisphosphate 5-phosphatase activity; phosphatidylinositol-3,5-bisphosphate 5-phosphatase activity. Gene Ontology annotation, biological process: phosphatidylinositol dephosphorylation. Bases 1 to 3660 code for a protein of 1219 amino acids. The record is from RefSeq and is a predicted model, not a curated record. Gene Ontology annotation, cellular component: membrane; cytoplasm.